This is a messenger RNA of Thunnus maccoyii (southern bluefin tuna), 2766 nucleotides long. RefSeq names its product zinc finger and BTB domain containing 33 (gene zbtb33). Gene Ontology annotation, molecular function: RNA polymerase II cis-regulatory region sequence-specific DNA binding; protein binding; DNA-binding transcription factor activity, RNA polymerase II-specific. Gene Ontology annotation, biological process: regulation of transcription by RNA polymerase II. Lineage: Eukaryota; Metazoa; Chordata; Actinopteri; Scombriformes; Scombridae. The transcript is spliced from 2 exons. Bases 356 to 2230 code for a protein of 624 amino acids. The record is from RefSeq and is a predicted model, not a curated record.
GCAGUUUCUAUGCUUUUAUAGUGAAGGCAGACUUGUUGAACCGGAAGCUAUCUCGACUUUAAGAAGUAAACAAUUUUGAACUGAAAUAACGUCCAGACACUAUUUUAUAGCUGUAUUUAGGCAAGAAUGAAGCCACACUGUUACCUAAAAUGUGUCUUUAAAUGUAACCUCCUUGUAGUUUGAUGGCUGUAAUCUUUUACACGACGGCGACUCCUUGUGGCAGCUCAGUCAAUGAGGCAGUCGUCCGUUGGCAGGAGGCUGUCUGUUGUUAGCUAUUGUCUGCAGCCAGAUAAUCGCCCACAGUCGCUGGUAGCGGGCCUGCUUUGUCUUGGCAGAAAACAUCAAGGUUGCAGACAUGCCAAGUCUAAAGCUGAUAUCUGCAACCGACACGCAGUAUUCAGCAACUGUGCUGAAGUCGAUGAACGAGCAGCGAAAUCAUGGAUUAUUUUGUGACGUCACCAUUAUCAUACAGGACAAGAAAUUCAGAGCUCACAAAACCAUCUUGUCUGCGUCGAGUACAUAUUUCCACCAGCUCUUCAGCGUAGCCGGACAAGUGAUCGAGUUAAACUUCAUCAGAGCAGAAAUCUUUGAAGAGAUUCUUAAUUACAUUUACAGCUCCAAGAUUGUGCGUGUUCGAUCCGACAUGCUGGAGGAGCUCAUAAACGCUGGACAGAUACUGGGGGUGAAGUUUAUUGCAAACUUGGGGUCACCGUUAUCACAAGUUAAGGGUUUGCCCGGUUUAUCUAAGGAGACAGAAAACAAAAGCGACACAUCCACAGAGAUGAUGCCGAUCAUCACAGAGUCCUUCUCAAUAUCUGCAGAGGAGUUCAACCAGACAAGCAGACCUGUAGGUAAUGACGACGACUCGGAUAGCGAUGUUAUGUUUGUCUCACAAACAGAUGUUCAAGCCAGAACAGCCAAUCAGAAAGAUGACUCUGUUGAGGUCAUCGAUUUGGAGGGCACUGAUUCGGAAAAUGUAGCAGCGAAGAAAAGUGAAGAAUCAAAUAAUACGGUAGCAAAAAAUAAAGUCAAAGCCACCACUCCGGUGAAAACACAAGCUGCAAAGCCUCCCAGCAUCGGCUGUCUGAACACUAGUAUGCCAGACAGCAGCCCUCUACGCAGCCCAGACAGCUGCUCCAAUAACUCGUCUUCCCCCGCCAGAGUUUCCUCAGGAAGUGCUCCCACAACACCAGCCAGGUCACGCAGCUUCACCCCCGAACCCUCGAGUGCCUCUCAGUCGUCUGAAAACAGUGAUAUUAUGGGAGUCCACAAAAAGCAAGUUUCUACUUCAACUCAGCAAGGGGAUUUUAAAAUAAGGCUGUUAGAUGUGUCGAGCACAGAAACUCAAACUAACAUUUCCAGAUCAAAAAAGACAGUAACGCUCAACACAGCUACAGAAAUUGAUUCCAUUUCAUCAGGAUGUAAAGUUUAUGCUAAUAUUGGGGAAAAUACUUACGAUAUUGUCCCAGUGAAAGAAGAUCCGGGUGAAGGCGGCUCUAAAGCAAAUAAAGGGAAGAGAUCAUUAAUGGCAACGCCCUUGAAACCGUUGGAUAAAACACCCGUGUACACAAAGUCCGGCCCAAACAAGAAAAAGACCAAAACAGAGCUCGAGGAUCACUACGAGCUGAUCAUGGAUGGAAAGACUUUCUACGUGUGCAUCGUCUGCAAGCGCCCCUACGUGUGUCUGACGAGUCUGCGCCGUCACUUCAACACUCACUCGUGGGAAAAGAAAUACCCGUGCCGCUACUGUAACAAGGUCUUUGCCCUGGCCGAGUACAGAACUAAACAUGAAAUCCACCACACAGGAGAGAGGAGAUACCAGUGCUUGAUGUGCAAUGAAACGUUCAUGAACUAUCAGUUACUGUCCACCCACUGCAAGCAAGUCCACAACCAGGAUCCCAGCGGGAGGAAAGAGAAAGACGAUGCAGACAACAACUUGUACCGCCUGUUGCCGUGUAAAACCGUGCAGAUGAAGCCGUAUUCAUGGACCACAGAUGGGCAGGGGGUCCCCGUCAUCUCUGAGGACGGCAGCGUGCAUCACAUAACCACCGUCGGCGAGGACGUCCACUCUUCCACUCAGAGCAGGAUGUUGAACUGGGACGACAUCUUUGUCGAGCCCGAGGCUCACAUCCCGUCUGAAGCCCAAGCCCAAACCCAACCAGGGACAACGGUGACCACUCCGACUCAGGGGGUGACAGAGUUUGACUUUGUAAUACCAGAGACCUACUGAGCGACACUCGCUGCUCCGUUACUUUUGUGCCUUUUAGGUGCCCCCCCUUUUUUUUUCCCUCUUUGGUUCCAUGUCAACAAUAUUGUUCUUCUAUAAAUGCUCGUUAGUGUCAGCUGAAGGUACGAUCACAUUAGCCUGUCUGUUCACUGAAGUCGCCCUUCACUCAGUUCUGGAAAAGGGUCCUGAUGUGAGAAAUGAAUAUUUAGAGGAGCGAGCGCAAACUGUAAAGUCUGUGAGAGCAAUAUUGUACUAAAAUGGCGAUGAAACAGACCAGUUUAAAGACUUUUGAAUCUACACAGUGCAACAGUGUUUCUGUUGACAAACGGUGCACUAAUGCAGGAAACGCACGCUUGAAUUUUUUCAGUGGAGAUGGAGCAAAUAUUCACAGGAUGGAAGUGUAAUGUGACCGCACCUUAACCCAUUGUACUCUACUUUUAUAAUAGCUGUGAUCUUCUGUUUCAUCAGAAAAUGAUAAUGACAUUAGUGACAAACAUAGAAGAGGUUCACACGCAGUAAAAUGAGGCGUUUAAAAAAAA